Messenger RNA from Parathielavia appendiculata, 930 nucleotides. Its product is annotated as Aldo/keto reductase-like protein. The record is from RefSeq and is a predicted model, not a curated record. Gene Ontology annotation, cellular component: cytoplasm. Lineage: Eukaryota; Fungi; Ascomycota; Sordariomycetes; Sordariales; Chaetomiaceae. Bases 1 to 930 code for a protein of 309 amino acids. The transcript is spliced from 5 exons.
AUGGCAACCCUUGAGAAGCUUCCGACGCGGAGACUGGGCAAGAACGGCCCCGAGAUCACGGCCAUCGGCUUCGGGCUGAUGGGGCUGGGCACAGCGUAUGGUUCCGUUGGGUCGGACGAGGACCGGCUCAAGAUGCUCGACCGCGCGUGGGAGCUGGGCUGCACCAAUUGGGACUCGGCCAACAUUGGUUUUGCCCUGCAUCCAAAUCGCCGCGCCGACAUCUUCCUGGCCACCAAAUUUGGCCUGGGUCUCGGCGUCCGCGACGACGGCAGCCGCGGCCUGGUCAUCGACAGCUCGCCCGAACACUGCCGGCAGCAGUGCGAGAAGAGUCUGCAGCGGCUGGGCGUGAGCUACAUCGACCUGUACUACAUCCACCGCGUCGACGGCAAGACGCCCAUUGAGAAGACGAUGGAGGAGCUGGCCAAGUUGAAGGCGGAAGGCAACAUAAAGCACAUUGGCAUCUCGGCCUGCUCGGCCGCCACACUCCGCCGCGCAUGCGCCGUUGCCCAAGUCGACGCCUACCAGGUCGAGUACUCUUUCUGGGCACUCGACAUCGAGGGCCGCGAGAGCAACCACGUGCUGCAAGCCUGCCGCGAGCUGAGCGUCACCGUAUUUGCGUAUGCCCCGUUGGGCUGUGGCAUCAUGACGGGUCAGAUCCGGUUGCCGGACGACUUUGAACCAGGGGAUCUGCGGCGGCUGUUCCCGCGGUCCAGCAAGGAGAAUUUUCCUAAGAACUUGGUGCUGGUCGACCGGUUCAAGCAGAUGGCGGCCAGGAAGGGGUACCUGCAGGAGAACGUCGGCGCAGUGCAUGUCCGGGUCACGCCCGAGGAGGAGCGGGAGAUCAGGGGCUGGAUAGACGACGUUGGCAUUGCGGGCAUUCGGGUCCCUCCGGGUCUGCUCGACGAGUUGAAUGACACGCCUCCAUUGUAG